Molecule: messenger RNA, 363 nt
Organism: Aureobasidium melanogenum CBS 110374
Lineage: Eukaryota; Fungi; Ascomycota; Dothideomycetes; Dothideales; Saccotheciaceae
Exons: 1
Coding region: 1-363 (120 amino acids)
Source: RefSeq, a predicted model, not a curated record
AUGUCUUCCCCUUCUCUUCCUCCAUACAAGGCCCGUUGUGAUUCGGCCGAAGAGGCUCAGCGCCUUGCCGACAAUGUUCUGCGUUUUGCCGCCUCUCUUCCGAGAGGCACUCGCAACGACUGGCUCAGUCUUACGCUGAGAAAUGAUGGGCUGUCUGCUGCCCUGAUCCAUCAUCAGGCCUAUCUCGGCCAGCGUAAUCUGCUUCGGCAGCAUGCUGACCUUUCGGCCAGAAAUGCAGCCCUCCAUGCGCGCGUUGCUGAAUUGGAGCAGCAACUUGGCGCCGCCAGGCCCGCUCAGCCUGCCAACGCUUCCGGCGACGGACGCGGUGAUCAUGGUCGUCCUCGCAGACACUCUGUGGCUUGA